AUGAUGGCAACAAACAAUACUUCACAAACACAAAGAAUUGUUCAAAACCAAAUCAACUUUCUGACCAGCAGCAUUGAUGAUGUUACAGGUUUUGUGCACAGAUGGAGAAGAACACACAUAGCAAAUUUGUUAACUAAUUACAAUGAAGACCUCCAGUUCAAACAGAGCUUGUUAGUUCAACUCUCAACACAAGAAACGAAAGAAGGUGAAGCAAAAGAAGCAUUAACAAAGCAGCUUAAUGAAGAACGAGCAAAAGUUGCCGAAUCGGAAGAAAAGUUCAAGAAUGAAUUAGACAGCUGUGAAGAGCAAAUCAAUGAGCUCAACGCAAGAAACAAGAAAUUAUCCAAAAUGUUGAAGCAGAUGAUUCAAUUCGUCAAGAGCCAAAAGCAUGCAUUCUUUGGUUAUUUAGCGGAACGGGCUGGUGAUAAUCCGAUGACUUGGGCAGCCUAUCAAGAAAUUCUUGACAACUUAGAUGAUGAUACAUUAGAAGAUCGUCUUGCUACGCUUGCUUUAGAAGAUCGUAAGUGA
Molecule: messenger RNA, 528 nt
Organism: Adineta steineri
Lineage: Eukaryota; Metazoa; Rotifera; Eurotatoria; Adinetida; Adinetidae
Source: the annotation of a GenBank genome assembly